AUGGAUGUCUCACUUUAUGAUGCAGCAAUGGAGAAUGAGGGUUAUGCAUUUUAUAUGAUUGUCCCUAAUACUAUUAUGGUGAUAGAAUGGAUACUCUUGUUGUGUAUAUCAUUCCUUCAAUACAAAAGAAGUAUAUCAUGUGGGAAGACUAGUUACAUAUUCAUUGUAGGAUCUAUGUUCAUUCUUUUAAUGUUUGUGAGCACAGAACUGAAAUACACACCACCAAAUCCAUUUGUUAAGUGGAUAAAUGUAACUUUCCAAAUUAUCAUGUGGACACAAUGUGUUGUUCAGAUCUUAUUGUCCUUUUCAUUACUCUUCGAGAAAGACAAGUUGACCACUUUGCAGUAUAAAAAGUCAGUCAAAAGGAGAGCCCUCGACGCAGACAGAUCAUACUCUGGC
Messenger RNA from Entamoeba invadens IP1, 399 nucleotides. RefSeq lists its product as hypothetical. NCBI's taxonomy places the organism in Eukaryota, Evosea, Mastigamoebida, Endamoebidae. The transcript has a single exon. The record is from RefSeq and is a predicted model, not a curated record. The annotation marks the transcript as partial.